This is a messenger RNA of Ailuropoda melanoleuca (giant panda), 3451 nucleotides long. It is a transcript of the gene EPHB6, whose product is annotated as EPH receptor B6. NCBI's taxonomy places the organism in Eukaryota, Metazoa, Chordata, Mammalia, Carnivora, Ursidae. Bases 187 to 3228 code for a protein of 1013 amino acids. The record is from RefSeq and is a predicted model, not a curated record. Gene Ontology annotation, cellular component: plasma membrane; dendrite. Gene Ontology annotation, biological process: axon guidance; ephrin receptor signaling pathway; protein phosphorylation. Gene Ontology annotation, molecular function: transmembrane-ephrin receptor activity; protein binding; ATP binding. The transcript has 18 exons.
UGCGGCCGGCGGAAGGGUAGCUCGAGGAGGAGGAGGGGAGAGUAAAUGAAGAGAAAGAACUGAAAUAGCUCCUUCCAGAAGAAAAGGGAAGCAAGCUUGGCUGCAGACCCCAGUCUUAAAAAGCAGCAGCCCUGCCUGGGAGCAGGGUGGUGGCCAGGGCAAUGGUGGGAGCCCUGAAGACGCCCCAUGGCUGCUGAGGGGGCUGCCCGGUCAGGAAGCGGAGUGGCGGGCAUGGUGUGCAGUCUCUGGGUGCUGGUGCUGGGGUCCUCAGUUCUGGCUCUGGAAGAGGUACUGCUGGACACCACUGGAGAGACAUCUGAGAUUGGCUGGCUCACCUACCCACCAGGUGGGUGGGAUGAAGUGAGCGUUCUGGACGACCAGCGCCGCCUGACUCGGACCUUCGAGGCAUGCCACGUGGCGGGGGCCCCGCCGGGCACCGGGCAAGACAACUGGCUGCAGACACACUUUGUGGAGCGACGCGGGGCGCAGAGGGCACACAUCCGACUGCACUUCUCCGUGCGGGCAUGUGCCAGCCUGGGUGUGGCCGGGGGCACCUGCCGGGAGACCUUCACCCUUUACUACCGCCAGGCUGAGGAGCCCGACGGCCCCGACAGCGUUGCCGCCUGGCACCUCAAACGCUGGACCAAGGUGGACACGAUCGCAGCGGACGAGAGCUUCCCUGCCUCCUCGGCCUGGGCGGUGGCCCCGCACGGGGCCGGGCAGCGUGCCGGCCUGCAGCUCAACGUCAAGGAGAGGAGCUUUGGCCCCCUCACCCAGCGUGGCUUCUACGUGGCCUUCCAGGACACGGGGGCCUGCCUGGCCCUCGUGGCGGUCAAGCUCUUCUCCUACACCUGCCCUUCCGUACUCCACGCCUUCGCCUCCUUCCCUGAGACGCAGGCCAGUGGGGCCGGGGGCGCCUCGCUGGUGGCGGCCGUGGGCACGUGUGUGGUUCACGCAGAGCCAGAGGAGGAUGGAGGCAGCGGCCAGGCAGGGGGUAGCCCCCCCAGGCUACACUGCAAUGGGGAGGGCAAGUGGAUGGUAGCUGUUGGGGGCUGCCGCUGCCAGCCGGGGUACCAGCCAGCCGGCGGAGACAAGGCCUGCCAAGCCUGCCCUGAGGGGUCCUACAAGGCCUUGGCUGGGAACGCGCCCUGCUUACCGUGUCCUGCCCGCAGCCAGGCCCCCGAUCCUGCAGCCCCUGUUUGCCCCUGCCUUGAGGGCUUCUACAGGGCAGGUUCAGACCCCCCAGAGGCCCCCUGCACUGGCCCUCCGUCGGCUCCCCGGGAGCUUUGGUUCGAGGUGCAAGGCUCAGUGCUUAUGCUGCACUGGCGCCUGCCUCAGGAGCUGGGGGGACGAGGGGACCUGCUCUUCAACGUCGUGUGCAAGGAAUGCGGAGGCCACCAGGAGCCGGGCUCGGGCACCGGGGGUGCUUGUCGCCGCUGCAGGGACGAGGUGCACUUCGACCCCCGCCAGAGGGGCCUGACUGAGAGCCGAGUGUUAGUAGGGGGGCUCCGGGCCCAUGUGCCCUACAUCUUGGAGGUGCAGGCUGUGAACGGGGUGUCAGAGCUCAGCCCCGACCCCCCCCAGGCUGCCGCCAUCAACGUCAGCACCAGCCACGCAGUUCCCUCUGCAGUCCCUGCAUUGCACCAGGUGAGCCGGGCAUCCAACAGCAUCACGGUGUCCUGGCCACAGCCGGACCAGACCAACGGGAACAUCCUGGACUACCAGCUCCGCUACUACGACCAGGCAGAAGAUGAAUCCCACUCCUUCACCCUGACCAGCGAGACCAACACGGCUACCGUGACACAGCUGAGCCCUGGCCACAUCUAUGGCUUCCAAGUGCGGGCGCGGACUGCCGCAGGCCACGGCCCCUAUGGGGGCAAGGUCUAUUUCCAGACGCUGCCUCAAGGUGAGCUGUCCACCCAGCUUCCAGAGAGACUCUCCUUGGUAAUCGGGUCCAUCCUGGGGGCCUUGGCCUUCCUCCUGCUGGCAGCCAUUACCGUGCUGGCUGUUGUCUUCCAGAGGAAGCGGCGUGGGACAGGCUACACAGAGCAGCUCCAGCAGUACAGCAGUCCAGGGCUUGGGGUGAAGUAUUACAUCGACCCUUCCACGUACGAGGACCCCUGCCAGGCCAUCCGAGAAUUUACCAGGGAGGUGGAUCCUGCAUAUAUCAAGAUCGAGGAGGUCAUUGGGGCAGGCUCCUUCGGAGAAGUACGCAGGGGCCGCCUGCAGCCCCGGGGACGGCGGGAGCAGGCCGUGGCCAUCCAGGCCCUGUGGGCUGGAGGUGCCGAGAGCCUACAGAUGACCUUUCUAGGCCAGGCUGCCGUGCUGGGCCAGUUCCAGCACCCCAACAUCCUGCGGCUGGAGGGUGUGGUCACCAAGAGCCGGCCGCUCAUGGUGCUGACGGAGCUCAUGGAGCUGGGCCCCCUGGACAGCUUCCUCAGGCAGCAGCGGGAGGGCCAGUUCAGCAGCCUGCAGCUGGUGGCCAUGCAGCGGGGAGUGGCCGCCGCCAUGCAGUACCUGUCCAGCUUCGCCUUCGUGCACCGCGCGCUCUCCGCCCGCAGCGUGCUGGUAAACAGCCACCUGGUGUGCAAAGUGGCUCGUCUUGGCCACAGUCCUCAGGGCCCAAGUUGUAUGCUUCGCUGGGCAGCCCCAGAAGUCAUUGCCCACGGGAAACAUACCACCUGCAGUGACGUCUGGAGCUUCGGGAUAGUGAUGUGGGAAGUGAUGAGUUAUGGAGAGCGGCCCUACUGGGACAUGAGUGACCAGGAGGUGCUAAAUGCAAUAGAGCAGGAGUUCCGGCUUCCCCCACCUCCAGGCUGUCCUCCUGGACUACAUCUGCUUAUGCUAGACACUUGGCAGAAGGACCGUACCCAGCGGCCUCAUUUUGACCAGCUGGUGGCUGCGUUUGACAAGAUGAUCCGAAAGCCAGACACUCUGCAGGCUGACGGGGGCCCUGGGGACAGACCCUCCCAGGCCCUUCUGAACCCUGUGUCCCUGGACUUUCCUUCUCUGGACUCACCCCAGGCCUGGCUUUCGGCCAUCGGACUGGAGUGCUACCAAGACAACUUCUCCAAGUUUGGUCUCUGCACCUUCAGUGAUGUGGCUCAGCUCAGCCUGGAAGACCUGCCCGCCCUGGGCAUCAUGCUGGCCGGCCACCAGAAGAAGCUGCUGCACAACGUCCAGCUCCUGCAGCAGCACCUGAGGGGGCUGGGCUCAGUGGAGGUCUGAGGUCUGAGGCCUGGGCGGGCCCCUGGGAGCGGACGGUGCCUCUGUCCCAGCCCCCGACGCAGGCCCACCCACCGAGCGACGUGGAAUGCUAGAGCCUGUCUCUGUCUUGGCCUAGGCUAGAGGCCCCGGCCACACUACACCGGACCCUCUGGACGCUUCACUCCCUUGUCCUCCGCCCUCCUCCUCCCUCCCCCACAUUAAAGGGAAAGAAGAAACUUUGCAA